AGAUCACGUGUAUCAAUGAAAGAAUAUUUUUCCUACAGACUCUCAGUAAGAGACGAGUUUAAUCCAUUAAUCAAUGCAGGAAAGCUAACUCAACAAUACAUAGUUGAUGUUUAUGUUCGAGCAGAAACAAAUGAUCUCCAGUGGAUUAAAAACAACCAACCUGCACUGCGGGCCGAUAACUACAAGUCGCUGAUGGAGUACAUAAAUCGUGAUGCGGACAUGGUAGAUCACCCUGCUGGAAAAGCGGUUAUUUUACCAUCUAGCUUUCAAGGCAGCCCACGUAAUAUGCAGCAGCAUUACCAAGAUGCAAUGGCUAUAGUUAGAAAGUUUGGCAAACCUGAUCUAUUUAUCACUAUGACUUGCAAUCCUAAAUGGAAAGAAAUUACAAAUAAUCUUAUGCCAUGGCAAAAAGUGGAACAUCGUCCUGAUUUAGUUGCAAGAGUCUUUAGACUCAAACUAAAUAACUUUCUGGAGGAUAUCAAGAUAAAAUCUCUAUUUGGGACUGUUAAAGCAAUUAUCCAUGUUAUAGAGUUUCAGAAGAGAGGUUUGCCACACGCCCAUAUUUUGCUAAUCCUUGAUGAUUAUUCCAAAAUUCGCACAGAGGAUGACAUCAAUAAAAUAGUAAAAGCUGAAAUUCCAGACCGUGACAAUUCUCCAUGUCUCUUUCAAAUUGUUAUCAGAAAUAUGAUCCAUACACCAUGUGGCAAUACAAAUCCAAACAGUCCAUGUAUGGUGAAUGGCAAAUGUUCUAAGGGCUUUCCCAAAGAUUUCCAAGAAGUUACACUUGGAAACGUGAACGGAUAUCCUAAGUAUAUGAGAAGACAGACAAAUGAAUUGCAAGUUGUACCGGGUCGUCCAAUUGACAAUACCUGGGUGGUACCAUACAAUCCUUAUUUAUGUUUACGAUACAACUGCCAUAUAAAUGUUGAAAUCUGCGCUACAGUAAAAAGCGUUAAGUAUUUAUUCAAAUACGUUUACAAGGGCCAUGAUUGUGCUGAUGUUUCAGUGUCUGAAACAAAUGAUCAUGAUGAGACUCGAAUGUAUGUGGAUUCACGGUACGUCAGUGCUCCAGAAGCCAUUUGGAGAAUAUUUGGCUUUCCAAUGCACGCUCAGAGCCACACCAUUUGUCGGUUGCUGGUUCAUUUGGAGGACAAGCAAAAUGUCUGUUUUCGAGCGGGGAAUGAAGUCCAAGCAGCAGAGAGAAGAGCUAGAAGAGAUACUAAACUUACUGCGUGGUUUAAGCUCAAUCAAGAAGAUCAAGAUGCUUACCAGUGGAAGUAUUGGGAAAUUCGCGUUCACUAUGUUUGGGUUGACAAUGGUACUUUCUGGAAAAAAUGA
This is a messenger RNA of Erpetoichthys calabaricus (reedfish), 1338 nucleotides long. RefSeq lists its product as uncharacterized. The transcript has a single exon. The record is from RefSeq and is a predicted model, not a curated record. NCBI's taxonomy places the organism in Eukaryota, Metazoa, Chordata, Cladistia, Polypteriformes, Polypteridae. The annotation marks the transcript as partial.